UGCCUGAUGUGCCAGCAUGUGUGCAGAGUGGCAGCCCAGAGAUGUGCAGAAACAAAUUUGCCUUGGGUCACGCCAAGAUCAAAAAAUGUUCCCUCUCCACCUUGCUCCAAACAAGAUGGGAACCCAGCUAGCAGCCAUCAGGGGAAACCGCUUCCUAGGGCCAGGCGGCUACUGCAGUCAGGAGGAAAGCAGCUUCAGGUACUCCUUUGGAACAAAACCACUGAGCAUGAAAGGUUACGUGAUAGGAGCCCGAACGGCCCGGCGAUUCGUACCAGAGCCACGGACGGUGACUCCCGGACCAGGAACAUACCAGCCAUUCUGCAAUAAGGAGAGAAAACGCCAGUCUAACUAUGCUCCAUUUUCCUCUAAGACACCACGAUUUCCUGAUAAACCUCCAAAGAAAGAACUUUUCCCUGGACCUGGAACUUAUGAUGCAGACAAGCGAUUACACAAAAAGAUCACUUGGCCAAUGAAGUUUGGAUCUCCAGAUUGGUCUUUAGUGCCAAUGCCAGCGAAGAGGAUGCUAAAAAUGGAAGUUCAGAAGCUGAUCGUGGACAGAGAAUUCAGGAAGUAUCGGAACCGCGUGGCCUACCUGAGUUUGUAUGAGAGCUGAACAGCGAUGCAUCCUGUG
Lagopus muta (rock ptarmigan) is the source of this 631-nucleotide messenger RNA. It is a transcript of the gene CIMAP3, whose product is annotated as primary cilia formation. Lineage: Eukaryota; Metazoa; Chordata; Aves; Galliformes; Phasianidae. The coding region runs from base 17 to 613 and encodes 198 amino acids. Gene Ontology annotation, molecular function: cytoskeletal protein binding. The transcript is spliced from 6 exons. Gene Ontology annotation, cellular component: ciliary basal body. The record is from RefSeq and is a predicted model, not a curated record. Gene Ontology annotation, biological process: regulation of cell projection organization.